UUACUAUAAAUACUACUACAAACAAGUUGUCCAUCUAAACGUGAUCAGCAAUGUUACACAAGACAAUAUUGACAGGGGUUGUGCUGUGUGCAUACAUUGCAUGGCUUGGUUUGGAUGUGGAUGGCAAAUCUAGCAAGUGGAGCAAAUGGACGCCAUGUUCUUUGUCAUGUGGAGGUGGGACACGAUUCCGUGUCCGUUCCCAGACCAACCCAGCAUCAGCAAAUGGCGGCCAAAAAUGUACUGGGGGCUACAAGGUGGAGAAUCAGACCUGCAACUCUCAGCCAUGCCCUG
Exaiptasia diaphana is the source of this 291-nucleotide messenger RNA. RefSeq names its product mucin-like protein. NCBI's taxonomy places the organism in Eukaryota, Metazoa, Cnidaria, Anthozoa, Actiniaria, Aiptasiidae. The record is from RefSeq and is a predicted model, not a curated record.